CAACACGUGCUUGUAUAAAGGGAUCUUUAAUUUACUGCCAAAAUAGAAGCAGUUCUCCAAACAAACGAUAGGCGGCAGUAGAUUGGUUUCCAGGAGGUCUUUUCUUCCUCCUCCUCCUCCUCCUCCUCCUGUUUUCCGGGAAAUAAAGUGAAACUACAACUGUUUGUUUUAAAACUACAAGCACAGACUGUGCUGCAGCAGUAGUCGACUCGUCUCUGCAGAGUGAGUUAGGAUGUCGGCCGUGAAGAUGUCCGAGGGGAGCGUGCAGGUGGACGGCUGUGGAGCGCCGCUGUUCUACAGACAGAGUGAACCUGCCACUGGGGAAGCGAACAUGUCAGUUUUACUCCUGCACGGGAUCCGCUUCUCAUCAGAGAACUGGCUCAGCAUCGGCACUCUGGAGACUCUGGCCCGGGCCGGCUGCCGUGCGGUGGCCAUCGACCUGCCAGGACUCGGCCAGUCUAAGUCAGCCCAGGCCCCGGCACCGGUGGGAGAACUGGCCCCUGCGAGCUUCCUGAAGGAGGUGUGUGAGCAGCUGGGCCUGGGCCCCCUGGUGGUGAUCAGCCCGUCCCUCAGUGGGAUGUACUCGCUCCCUUUCCUCCUCCAGCACCAGGCUCUGGUCCGAGCCUUCGUCCCAGUAGCUCCCAUCUGCACCGACAAAUUCACAGCGGAGCAGUACCAGAGUGUCACGGUCCCAUCUCUCAUCGUCUACGGCGACCAGGACGCUCAGCUCGGAGAGGUGUCGCUCCGCAACCUGAGCAAUCUGGCCAAUCACAGCGUGGUGGUGAUGAAAGGAGCGGGUCAUCCCUGUUACCUGGACGACCCGGACACUUGGCACAAAGCUCUCACAGACUUCCUCAACACGCUGUGAAGCUGUUCGCUGUGCGUCGGUGGAGAGAUGACUCAGAUGAGUCACACACAUAAAUGCACUGUUCACUCAUGGGACAUUCAGAUCACAGACGUCCCCCUGUGUGACCGGAUUAUGACUUUUUCACUUGUUAAUGAGAGUUUUUAAAAGAAAAAUUCACAGUUUUGGUAGAGAUGUUUACUGAGCAAGGGAUCAUGUGGCAAAUUAAACAGAGAUUUGUUCUUUUCACUGUCACAAGAGUGAUAUUAAUCUGAAGAAAAAGAAUACUGUAUUUUACCAAAAUGUUUUUUUUUUUCUUAAAGCAACACAAUGUAGUUUUUUUUACCUUAAAAAUCAGCUUCUAAAUUGUUUUUCGAUGGUACUCAAGCUUAAAAUAGGGAGAGAGGCGUCUCUGGUAUUAAAUUAUACCCUGGUGUUGUGCAGUAAUGUUUUACUCUGUACAUCACACAUACCAGAGCUGGAAGAAUCAUUUAGCUGGUCAGGUAUUUCCCCCUGAAUACAGACAUGUUCAGUGUAAAAUCCAGCUAAUCUGACCGAACCCAAAUAUCGUUUCAAAAGUUUAGUACGAACCUGACUAAUCCAUUGGGACGACUGGAUCCAAACUCUAGUAUGGACAUCACGGCAGAUGGCGGUGAAAACAAGGAGAACAUAGUCGGAGGGGUAGAAGAGGAGGAAAAUAGAAAAAAGCUGGAGAAGAGUGAAUAUCGGACCAGUUUUUAUUUUUACAAUCUUUUAUAAAAGAGGUUAGAGGAUGCAGGACAGAUGCCGACCUGGCUAAUCUCCUGAAGGGGGAACUAGAGAGCAAUUCGUACAUUAAGUUGCCUUUAUACUGCACCAUAAAACCUUGUGUUACUGUAUUUUACAACUGAUUGAGCCACAUUUAGUAUUGAUUAUUAGUAGAUUGUAUAUUUUCAUUUCAACAGAUGAAAUAAAUGAAUCCGCUGCGUCUCUCUGAAAAAAAAAAAAUCAAACACCACACGCGGAAAUGAAGUGAAAAAUAUGAACAUUAUUUAAUAACUGAUUCUCUGUAAUAAACAAUUUGAAAAUA
Molecule: messenger RNA, 1913 nt
Organism: Limanda limanda (common dab)
Lineage: Eukaryota; Metazoa; Chordata; Actinopteri; Pleuronectiformes; Pleuronectidae
Gene: abhd14b
Product: abhydrolase domain containing 14B
Exons: 4
Coding region: 233-868 (211 amino acids)
Cellular component (GO): cytoplasm
Source: RefSeq, a predicted model, not a curated record